Oryza sativa Japonica Group (Japanese rice) is the source of this 1049-nucleotide messenger RNA. RefSeq names its product universal stress protein PHOS34. The record is from RefSeq and is a predicted model, not a curated record. Lineage: Eukaryota; Viridiplantae; Streptophyta; Magnoliopsida; Poales; Poaceae.
CCCAAAACCAAGGGCCGCGUCCGCGCGAGCCGAGCACCUGGGGACGCGCCGUCUCGUCACGACUCACGAGUGUGUCGCGCUCGGCCGCCACACCAGCCGCAAACCCCCACCCGCGGUUUCGCCCUCCCGCCUGCAGGCUAGAUGCAGCAGCUUGCAGCCUCCCUCCUCGUGCUCCUCUCACGCUCGCAACGCCCAUAAAUACCCAGGUGCUCGCAGCCCACGGAUCAUCAUCAAACGAGACAAGAGUCACAGUUCGAGUCAGAGCUAUCUAACCAAUCCAUCCAUCGAGCAAUUGUUGAUCCGUCUGUGAAUUGUGAUGGCGGCGGCGGAGGGGGAGCAGGGGAAGACGGUGGUGGUGGUCGGGGUGGACGACAGCGAGCACAGCAACUACGCGCUGGAGUGGACGAUGCAGCACCUGGCGAGCGGCAUGGCGGGCAGCGGCGGCGCCGAGCUCGUCAUCGUCCACGCCAAGCCCUCGCCGUCCUCCGUCGUCGGCUUCGGCGCCGGCCCCGGGUCUGGAGAGGUGGUGAGAUACGUGGAGGCCGACCUGCGCAAGACGGCGGAGGAUGUCGUCGAGAAGGCGCGCCGCCUCUGCAUCGCCAACGCGAUGCACGCGUUGAUCGAGGUGAUCGAAGGGGAGCCCAGGUACGUGCUGUGCAACGCGGUGGAGAAGCACAGCGCGGGGUUGCUCGUCGUCGGCAGCCAUGGCUACGGCGCAAUCAAGAGGGCCUUCCUGGGGAGCGUCAGCGACUACUGCGCCCACCACGCGCACUGCUCCGUCAUGAUCGUCAAGCAACCCAAGGCCAAGCGCUCUCGUGCCGAGACCGCGUGAAAAACACCAAAUUUCGGGUGUGAGCUGAGCCGAGCAAUGUGUGUGUGGUUCGCUUGGGUAGCAGCAGCUUCUUGCGUUCUGUACAUGGGAUGAUUUGUAUGUGUUAGUUUCAUAGGUUUUAUCAGUUUAUGUAUCGAAAUGUUUGUGCAUCAGCCUAUGCUUGCAGCCUUGUUAUAUCUUACAGAGGAAGACGUUCGUGUUUUUCGCUGAUAAUACA